AUGCCGCCCACUACACCCCUCUCAUUCAUGAAGGUCAAAAAGCUCCACGGCAAGCACCACUCCUAUUCCCCUUCCGCCGUACUCCUCGGCUCCUGCAACCUCAGCAUCCGCUCUUUGAUCCCCGAGCUUGCCAUUCGCCGAGCCGACUGUGCCUACAUGAAGUACAUAUUCACAUCUGCCGGCAAUGAGCAGAUCUUACCCAGGCCCUUACUGAAUACGCUUGGCACCCUCCCGCCUGGUUACCGCUUCGGCCCUCUCCGUCGGCCGAAGGAUCUUCAGUUGGCAAUUGACCGGACGACUAUACCGAGGACAGUGGAAACACUGGCGCUAUUGCCAAGCAGAGCGGUGUUCUUUGAAGAUGAGCCAGAACCUGUCGCUUGGGGCUUCUUAGGGGUUGACGCUAGCUUGACGAGCUUGCAUACCGAGCCGCAUCAUCGAGGAAAGAAUUUGGCUGUCUUGCUGGCGAGGGAACUGUUGAGGAUGCAGGGCCAAUAUUUUAGUGCACGGGGUUUUGAGGCGCGUGGGGAUGGGAGCGUAGAGAAUGGAUCCCAGCUUGGACAUGCUGACGUUGGAGAGGAUAAUUUGGGAAGUAGAAGGGUGAUGGAGAAGGCGGGUGCGAGGCCGUUGUGGAAGGUGUGUUGGGUGGAGGUUGAGCUUGAGACGUUAUUCGGAGAGGAUGGCAUAUGGCGUAGUGCGCGAAGGGGAGCAAUUUCUUAG
Molecule: messenger RNA, 717 nt
Organism: Endocarpon pusillum Z07020
Lineage: Eukaryota; Fungi; Ascomycota; Eurotiomycetes; Verrucariales; Verrucariaceae
Exons: 1
Coding region: 1-717 (238 amino acids)
Source: RefSeq, a predicted model, not a curated record